UAGUAAACGGUUUGGAUUAAUCGUUUUUUGUUAAGAGAAUUGCGUUUUAAUUUCGCUGUAAAUGAAAUAGUUGUACCAGCGCGAGUUGUCUACGAUAUGUAUUUUGUAGUUUAUGCCCCGUAAAUAAAUAUACUUCCGCUUUCGUUGAUUGUUCCAAGUUGUAACGAUAAAGGUACAUCUGAAAUACUUUGUACUUGUCCUACUCAGGCAUACUCAGGUUCUCACCGUUACCAGCUUGUGAACACACAACAUUAUGUCAAUAGAGACAAUGUGUUUGAAGACGGAACCCGAAGAGGUGUGUGUGAAGAUGGAGCCUGGAGAGGUGUGUGUGAAAAUGGAGCCUGGAGAGGUGUGUGUGAAGGAGGAGCCUGGAGAGGUGUGUGUGAAGAUGGAGCCUGGAGAGGUGUGUGUGAAGGAGGAGCGGGGGCGCGGAGUGAGCGUGGCGGCCGCGCUGUACACCGACCAUGAGGUCAAGGACGAGCUCGUGCUGGGCCCUGAAGAGUGGUAUCGUCCUAAAGUGCUCCCAUUACAAGUGUGUUCGGACGGCAGCGCCGCCCGCGCCAGGGAACAGCUCGCGAUGGCUUGUUCUGUGGUGCUCGAGCGCCUCGCGACUGUUUACAGUGGCAGCAAACCAUAUGGCUGCGAACACUGUGGCAAGCAUUUCAUGAACAAGUCUAUUUUACGAAAACACAUUCAACACUCGCAUUCAUUGACCGGACAAAAAUCAUUUGCUUGUGAUUUUUGUAGUUCUACGUUUCAAACUACAUUGCAUGUGAUAGAACACGAGAAAAGCGAACAUGGUGUUUCAAAUUUCAUGUCCGCUGAAUGUGGGUAUGCAACGAGUUCCAAGAAAACUUUGGAGACUCAUUUAAAGAGUCACUCUUUGGAGAAUAAUUUCAAUUGUAGUCACUGUAGUUACACAAGUUCGUGUAAAAGUGAUUUACACAAACACCAAACAAUACACUUUGCUGGAAAGCCUUCUAAAUGUAGCGACUGUGAUUACAAAUGCAGUCUGAAGUCAAACUUACAACUACACCUGACAAUGCAUACUGAGGCGAAGACAUUUAAAUGUAGCAAAUGCGACUACAAGAGCAAUCGGAAAGGAAAUUUACGAGUUCACCAAAGAAUACACACCAGAGAGAAGCCGUACACGUGUAGUCAUUGCGACUACAAGUGCAGUCAAAGUUCAGCCUUACGACGUCAUGAAAGGACACAUACUGGCGAGAAGCCUUUUCAGUGUAGCCACUGUGAUCACAAAUGCAGUCGGAAGUCAAACUUACAAUUACACCUUAGAAUACAUACUGGGGCGAAGCCAAUUAAAUGUAGCAAAUACGACUACAAGAGCAAUCGGAAAGGAAAUUUACGAGUUCACCAAAGAAUACACACCAGAGAGAAGCCGUACACGUGUAGUCAUUGCGACUACAAGUGCAGUCAAAGUUCAGCCUUACGAAGUCAUGAAAGGGCACAUACUGGCGGGACGCCUUUUACGUGCAGCUACUGUGAUUACAAAUGCAGUCUGAAGUCAAACUUACAAUUACACCUGCGAAAACAUACUGGAGCGAAGCCAUUUAAAUGUAGCAAAUGCGACUACAAGACCAAUCGGAAAGUAAAUUUACGAGUUCACCAAAGAAUACACACCGGAGAGAAGCCGUACACCUGUAGUCAUUGCGACUACAAGUGCAGUCAAAGUUCAGCCUUACGAAGUCAUGAAAGGACACAUACUGGCGAGAAGCCUUUUCAGUGUAGCCACUGUGAUCACAAAUGCAGUCGGAAGUCAGACUUACAACGACACCUGAUGAUACAUACUGGGGCGAAGCCAUUUCAGUGUAGCCACUGUGAUUACAAAUGCAGUCUGAAGUUACUUUUACAACGACACCUGAUGAUACAUACUGGGGCGAAGCCAUUUCACUGCAGCCACUGUGAUUACCAAUGCAGUGGGAAGUCAGACUUACAACGACAUCUGAUGAUACAUACUAGGGCGAAGCCAUUUCAGUGUAGCCACUGUGAUUACAAAUGCAGUCGGAAGUCACACUUAAAACAACACCUGAUGAUACAUACCGGGUCAAAGCCAUUUCAGUGUAGCCACUGUGAUUACCAAUGCAGUCGGAAGUCACACUUACAACGACAUCUGAAGAUACAUACUGGGGCGAAGCCAUUUCAGUGUAGCCACUGUGAUUACAAAUGCAUCCGGAAGUCAGACUUACAACAACACCUGAUGAUACAUACUGGGGCGAAGCCAUUUCAGUGUAGCCACUGUGAUUACAAAUGCCAUCGGAAGUCACACUUACAACAACACCUGAUGAUACAUACUGGGGCGAAGCCAUUUCAGUGUAGCCACUGUGAUUACAAAUGCCAUCGGAAGUCACACUUACAACAACACCUGAUGAUACAUACUGGGGCAAAGCCAUUUCAGUGUAGCCACUGUGAUUACAAAUGCAGUCGGACGUCAAACUUACAACGACACCUGAUGAUACAUAGUGCAUACUGA
Messenger RNA from Cydia strobilella, 2488 nucleotides. Its product is annotated as zinc finger protein 260-like. Lineage: Eukaryota; Metazoa; Arthropoda; Insecta; Lepidoptera; Tortricidae. The record is from RefSeq and is a predicted model, not a curated record. The transcript has 3 exons. Gene Ontology annotation, cellular component: nucleoplasm. Gene Ontology annotation, molecular function: RNA polymerase II cis-regulatory region sequence-specific DNA binding; DNA-binding transcription repressor activity, RNA polymerase II-specific. Bases 254 to 2488 code for a protein of 744 amino acids. Gene Ontology annotation, biological process: regulation of transcription by RNA polymerase II.